UUUUUUCUUCGUCCACUAUAUUUAACUUUUUGUCUCUGCAUUACAAACUUACUAGUGUAACGUACUAUUUUCUAGUACUUGUAAUAUCUUUCUUUCAAUUCUUUUAGUAGUUAGCGCGGCAUUUAGCAAAACCCUAUAAUAUCCGAAAGAAAAAAAAAGAGACACUAAUUGAUAAGAAUGUUGAUCAUUUUUGUUGGUUUGAUCACAUUAGUAUUAUUAUGUGUACUUAAAUCCUCUGUUUUCCGGUUAUCCGGUACACGAAACCGGAAACUUCCUCUUCCUCCGGGUACCUUAGGAUGGCCGUAUAUUGGCGAAACGUUUCAACUAUACUCUCAAAACCCAAAUGUCUUCUUUGCUUCAAAGCAGAAAAAGUAUGGUUCGGUAUUUAAGUCACACAUAUUGGGUUGUCCAUGUGUGAUGAUUUCUAGCCCAGAAGCUGCAAAGUUUGUAUUGGCUACCAGAUCAAAUUUGUUUAAACCAACAUUUCCUGCUAGUAAAGAAAGGAUGUUGGGUAAACAAGCUAUUUUCUUUCACCAAGGUGAUUAUCAUGCUAAGCUUAGAAAGCUUGUUCUUCAGGCUUUCAUGCCCGGCGCAAUCAGAAACUUCGUCUCUGAUAUCGAUUCCAUUGCCACUCAAACACUUCAGUCUCUGGAAGGUUCCUUAAUUAACACCUUUCAAGAAAUGAAAACUUAUACAUUCAAUGUGGCUCUGUUAUCAAUAUUUGGAAAGGAUGAAGUGAAGUACAGAGAAGAUCUAAAGCGGUGUUACUACAUACUAGAAAAAGGGUAUAACUCAAUGCCUAUAAAUUUGCCAGGAACACUUUUCAAUAAAUCAAUGAAGGCAAGAAAAGAGCUAGCUCAAAUCUUAGCUCAAAUCAUAUCAACUAGAAGAGAAAUGAAGAAGGACCACCAAGACUUAUUAGCUUCCUUUAUGGGUGAUAAAGAAGGUCUCACUGAUGAACAAAUUGCUGACAAUGUCAUUGGUGUUAUUUUUGCUGCUAGAGAUACUACUGCUAGUGUUCUCACUUGGAUUAUUAAGUACCUUGCUGACAACCCUUCUGUUCUGCAAUCCGUCACGGAAGAGCAAGAAGCAAUUAUUAAAGAAAAAGUAGAAAGUGGAGAAGAAAAGGUCCUAAAUUGGACAGAUACCAAGAAGAUGCCUUUUACUACAAGAGUGAUUCAAGAAACUUUAAGGGUGGCUUCAAUUUUAUCAUUUACUUUCAGAGAAGCUGUUGAAGAUGUUGAAUAUGAAGGAUAUUUGAUACCAAAGGGGUGGAAAGUACUCCCAUUAUUCAGGAAUAUUCACCAUAGUCCUGAUCAUUUCCCUGAGCCUGAGAAAUUUGAUCCCUCAAGAUUUGAGGUGGCACCAAAGCCCAAUACAUUCUUGCCAUUUGGCAAUGGGAUCCAUUCAUGUCCUGGCAAUGAACUGGCAAAGUUAGAGAUUCUGGUUCUGUUACAUCACCUAACCACAAAAUACAGGUGGUCUAUCAUUGGCCCACAAAACGAAAUACAGUAUGGCCCAUUUGCACUUCCCCAGAAUGGUCUACCCAUUGAUUUAUCCCUCAAAAGUCAAGACUAGCAUAUAAAUUCUUUAAUUAGGAUCAUACCAGCACUAGUGCAUCGGAUCCUACAAGAAGAUACUACCUAAAUCUAUGACGAGGAAAACAACUUCUUUUGACAAUUAAGUGACGAAUUUAAAGGGAGAGAAAAAGAAAAAAAUAGCCUAAUAUGAGAAUAAUUUUAUGAGUUUGAGAUAAAGAAUGAGAGAAUAAUUUAAAUAAUGAAUGAGGAGCUACUGCAAUUGUACAAAAGGCUCUUCACACAUCAACAAAUUUUGGAAACAAUUAUCAUGUUUUCAUUUUGUGGUAGUUGUAGUUAUUUUUUUUUUUUUUAAGACUUCAAUUCUUUCCCAAGAGUAGAAAAAGAAAGAAAAAAUCCGCAAGGAAUGAUUCUUGUAAAAUUGUAAAUUUAGAUUAGAGCAUGAGUAUGUUGGUGAGAGUGGUAUGAUAUUUACAAGAUGCCGCAAGGCAAAUUAAUGAGAAGUUUUAUUGGAUCAUAA
Messenger RNA from Beta vulgaris subsp. vulgaris (sugar beet), 2058 nucleotides. RefSeq names its product abscisic acid 8'-hydroxylase CYP707A2. The record is from RefSeq and is a predicted model, not a curated record. Gene Ontology annotation, biological process: abscisic acid metabolic process; sterol metabolic process. The transcript is spliced from 7 exons. Bases 178 to 1578 code for a protein of 466 amino acids. NCBI's taxonomy places the organism in Eukaryota, Viridiplantae, Streptophyta, Magnoliopsida, Caryophyllales, Amaranthaceae. Gene Ontology annotation, molecular function: iron ion binding; oxidoreductase activity, acting on paired donors, with incorporation or reduction of molecular oxygen, NAD(P)H as one donor, and incorporation of one atom of oxygen; heme binding.